GCUUCUUUCCUUGCCUGCCGCGCAAGAGCUCGGCCAGAUGCAGCCUGCGUCGAUCUCCAUAUCGUGAUUGCCGGGUCUGGCAUCCAAUGGAUUUGCGCGGGAUGUCACAGCAUCGAGCAUCUGUCAAGUUGUCAGUGAAACUGCAGGUAUCAUCAUCCGCCCGUCGGGAGGCGGGCUGCCCUACAUUUUGACUGAGGAUCCCAUUCAGGUUUCGUGCUUCAAUAAUUAUGCAUGCAAAGUGAUUCUUUUUCUCGGCCGGAAAAUGCUCUCAUGGGUUGGAAAGAAAACAAAACACCAAACUGCGGCAACUUCCUUUCCCCCACCCGAUUACCUACCAUGCACCCACAUGAGGCCCUGUCCAAUGAUCGUCGGCCAGGGGGCUUCGGCGAACUCGGGCACUUCCCUUUUUCUUUUUCUUUUUGGCAACCUCUUCCGCAUGGAUAACAGCAAUCCAAAAAAAAAACAUUCCGAUCAUCUUCCUGAUCCGACUUUCAGCUCUUGGCCGGCGAUUCUCUGGGACCAUUAUUACGAUGACGUCUGGAUGACUUGGGAUCGAGAUGCUCCUCUUCCCCUCUCGAUUGUCGCUUCCCUGGCCUUUUCUUUCUUUUCUUUCUGGGGAAGCAGCUUUGCCUCUCGGAUCCAACCCGGCGUGACAUACAGGUCUCGGAAGCGAGGCAUGGUGUUUGUGCAUAUUGUGAUAAUUGACAGGUCAAUUUCAUAUCAGAAACUCGAGAGCUCACCGUGCAAGGUGAAAAGUAAUCCCCCUACCAAAACCGGGCCUAUUGCUCGGUCAAUUGGCUGCCGACUCGUGAGAUGGAUGCAGGGGAGAAGAAACCCGCAUCAAAACAAUGGGAGGUGCCGCUGCCGCGUUUCCAAGAGAGUCAAACACGAUGCAAAUUCUCAAUAUUUCCUGCAUUUGUUAUCACCAAAAACAACCGACGUCCCUUCAUGAUGAUGCAAGCACACCACGAACCGUUGGCCAUCGCUCUCGUUAACUGUCGACUCUGAUGGCCCGAGGCGCCGAGGUUCAGGGGUUCAUCUGCAUCUUAGUCACUGUCCGAAGCGGUUCGGACAAGAUCUUCACAUUGGUAAUUGUAGGCAAUUUCCCCCGUCCAGAAAGCUGUCAGAAAAAUGACCACCACGUGCGCUUAUUCUUCCCCGAUGACUCGACUGGAUAAUUGAAGAACCGAACGUUGUGUUCUCGGCAGAUUUUCUCAGGUAUUCAUCUGCAACCAGACACAUGUGGCACUCGACCGAAACACGCGUGGGAGCGCGCGUGAGUGCUGGUUUCCAAAAGAUUCUAUUAAAUCAGGCUAGGGGGACAGAUAUCGGCACAUAUGCGAGCCCACGAUUACCAAGCGUCAAAACACUUACCCAGAGGGUGACUGCACGAAAGCUGGGGCUUUUGCGAGUAGUCCCGCUCAAGGAUAUCGCGAAUGUUGUUCAAAAGCUCGACAUAGCUCUGCUGGGGGUUGGCCUUGAGAGCAGAGAUGAAGGCAUGGGACAUAGCACCCGUGGCUUGAGAGUUGAUGGUGGCAUCGGCCGAGGCGUCGUUGCCCUUGAAGGCACUCUUUGCGAGACCGAAUAUGCUGGUGGCCACGGACGCCAUGUCGCCACGGGCAUACGCACCCACCGCCGACAGCAAGCCCGCGCCGGCUUCCUUGGCCAGGUUGGGCUCCUUGAGAAGACCCUUGGUGUUGUAGACAUAUGGAAGAUCAAGCACAGAGCCAGAGUGGCACGAGUCGAAAAUGGCCGUCAGCCGGACGCCUUCGACCAGGGGCUUCACAACGUGGAAGUGGAUCUCGUCGUCCACAAUAUGGCCGUUCUCCUUGAAGUCGACAGGGUAAAUAACCUCAUCGUGUCCAUCCUCCUCGUCGCCAUCAUGGUCCUCGGUUUGACCGCCGUGGCCUAG
Messenger RNA from Podospora bellae-mahoneyi, 1912 nucleotides. RefSeq lists its product as uncharacterized. The transcript is spliced from 3 exons. The record is from RefSeq and is a predicted model, not a curated record. The coding region runs from base 1241 to 1912 and encodes 223 amino acids. Lineage: Eukaryota; Fungi; Ascomycota; Sordariomycetes; Sordariales; Podosporaceae.